AUGACGUCGCAUUCGAUAGUCAGGGACAAGGAACCCAUCAUCGAUAACAAGGCUGUGUCGCAAGACGAAUACAGCUGUACUUCAUCUGAACACCACAGCGAGGAGGUAGUCGAGCAACAUGACGAACGAGACGCAACAGGAAGCACCAGUAUGGUACCAGACAAAGAAGCGCAAUUAGAUGCACGCUCAACACUCACUGCCGAAUCCGGCCUGCCACCUGCCCCCGACGGUGGACUCCACGCAUGGCUCAAAGUCCUAGGCGGCUUCCUAAUCUACAUGAACAUCUGGGGUUUCACCUUAACAUACGGCGCAUUCCAGUCCUACUACCGCACCUCGCUCCUGUCCUCCUCCACAGCCUCCGCCAUAUCAUGGAUCGGCACAACGCAAGCCUGCCUUCUAAUCCUUGUCGGCGUCCUCUCCGGCCCACUGUUUGACAUGGGAUACUUCCGCUCCAUGCUCCUCAUCGGCAACUUCCUCGUCGUAUUCGGUGUCAUGAUGUUAAGUCUAUCAACCACAUACUGGCAAGUCUUCCUCAGCCAGGGUAUAUGCAUGGGUUUGGGCGCAGGACUACUGUACAUCCCCAGUUUGGCCAUGGUAGGUGUGUGGUUUGACAAGAAAAGAAACGUUGCACUGGGCAUCGUCAUGAGCGGGAUUGCAGUUGGAGCAAUCAUCUACAUAACAAUGUUUAACAACCUCGUCCACCGCAUCUCCUUCCCCUGGGCCAUCCGCUCCCUCGGCUUCGUCGCCCUCGUCACCGCCCUCCUCUCCAUCCCCGCCCUCCUCUCAGGCUCCGCCUGGCUCAACAAGCCCCGCGCGCGCCGUGCCCUCUUCGACAAAUCCGCCCUCCACGACUCGCUCUUCCUCAUGUUCACUCUCGCCUCCUUCACCGUCUUCCUCGGCUACAACGUCCCUUACUUCUACAUCCCCACGUACGCCCGCGAGCGCCUCGGCGCCGACGAGCGCACCGCCUUGUACAUGCUCGUCAUGGCUAUUGCAGGCAGCUUCUUUGGGAGACUCAGCGUGGGGUUCUUGGCGCAUUACAUGGGUCCCAUUGUAACGUGGGCGCUGUGUUCGACGUGCAGUGCCAUUUUGGCUAUGAGUUGGUUGGCGAUUGAGGAUCAGAAGAGUUUUAGGGCUUUUAGUAUCUUGUGGGGCUUCUUUUCGGCGGGUCUCGUCACUUUGCCUGCAGCGGCAUUCGCAAGUAUCACUACGGAUAUGUCGCGCUUGGGUACCCGGCUCGGUAUGUCGUGGAGUGCAAGUAGCGUGGCUACGCUUAUUGGCGCGCCGAUUGCCGGUGCGCUGAUCAAGAGGGAAAAUGGUCGGACAAACUUUAUCGGCGUGCAGUUGUGGAGCGGUGUUUUUCUUCUCCUGGGAACGGGAACUCUGGUCGUUUUGUGGGCUAUGGUGGUCAGGAAGCAGAAAAGUGGGUGGAAAGUAUAA
Bipolaris oryzae ATCC 44560 is the source of this 1440-nucleotide messenger RNA. RefSeq lists its product as uncharacterized. Gene Ontology annotation, molecular function: transmembrane transporter activity. NCBI's taxonomy places the organism in Eukaryota, Fungi, Ascomycota, Dothideomycetes, Pleosporales, Pleosporaceae. Gene Ontology annotation, biological process: transmembrane transport. The coding region runs from base 1 to 1440 and encodes 479 amino acids. Gene Ontology annotation, cellular component: fungal-type vacuole membrane. The record is from RefSeq and is a predicted model, not a curated record. The transcript has 4 exons.